This is a messenger RNA of Somion occarium, 1637 nucleotides long. The record is from the annotation of a GenBank genome assembly. Lineage: Eukaryota; Fungi; Basidiomycota; Agaricomycetes; Polyporales; Cerrenaceae.
CAUUUUUAGAUCAUUCUCACAGAGCCAGAAUUGCAUACUGCAAUUCUUCUGCUUCACUCCUCAGAUGAUCAGCCUCUGCGAUGAAAGAUGAUGUAAGGUUGAAGGCUGCUCUUGACUUGUCAACUUCAAAGUACAGGAGCUAUUCCAAUAUGAUACAGCGCCACAAAGGAAGCUCGGAUGCAAUACUAGAGCGGCUCUCCGGGUACAACGGAAUCAGGGUGUCCAGUGCUCUACAGGAUAUUCAUUACCUUAUUCGCAAUCGCUCGCCAUAUUCCACUUAGAUAAGAGGAGCCAGGGGCCGCUAGUGGCGUUCAGGAACUCUUUGCCAAAGCUCUUCAUUCCCCGGGUCCGUCUCAUCUAGUGUUCUUGGCGCAUAUAAACGCAGGGUCGGUAAAUGUCCAACGUCACCACGCCUUAUUACGGACCUGUUGGCGAGACUCCAGAUGAGAUCCUACUGGAGAAAACCUUUGUGGCUGCCGGCUAUCUAACCGGGUUUGGUUUCGGCGUCCAGCUUGUGCUGUAUGCAGCCUGCAUGCAUGGCCUUUGGAAACGCAAGCCACAUACGGGCUUCAUCAAAUUCCUGAUGUUUCAUACUACCAUGCUCUGCGCGAUGAACGCUAUCUGGACUGGCACAUCCGCGUAUGGUGUCCAGAUAACCUAUGUUGAUAACCGGAACUACCCUGGAGGCCCAUUCGGGUUCUUGCUUGUGGAAUCGCCUUUACCUACCAAUGUUCUAUCGAAUGUGGGUUAUACGAUCGCAAACAUCAUGGCUGACGCACUUCUGCUUUGGCGUUGUCAGGUCAUCUGGAAGGCGUCCGUAGGCCCGAAAGGAAUCUACUUCAUGAUUUUUCCCGGUCUUAUGUUAUUGGCCUCCCUAGCGAUGCAGAUCCUUUUCGUCUUCGAAGCGGCAUCACCAGACGCGGGAUUCUUCAGCUCUUCCACCGUCUCUUUCGUCAUUCCCUGGUUCAGCAUCUCACUCUCGCUCAAUAUCAUAUUAACCGCGAUGAUUGUCGGACAGAUGAUCAGAUGUCGAAAACGUGGACAAGCAGUCUUCGGAAGCUCCUACGGCGAUCAUUACGGAUCCAUCUCGUCAAUCUUCAUCGAGUCCGCUGCCAUUUACUCCAUCUGCUCGACCAUUCUCUUGAUCACCUAUGCCAUGAACCACCCUAUCAAUCAGAUCUGGUUGGCUAUUGGACCUGCGGUACAGAACAUCUGCAAUUACCUCAUCAUCUACCGUGUUAUCCAGGGACGAGCGUGGAAGCCAGAUACGUUUACUAGCAAAGCGACUCUUACCUCUAUGGUCUUUGACACCCGCAACCUGCGAGCAAACCAGGACUCAACAACCCGGAAUGCUCACACGGAUGAGUCGAAGACGAUCGAUGUUCCCCUUCACUACAUGACUUCGAAGGAUAACAUGAAACGGAAUGGAGUCGAGGUUCUCAGGACGGUUGAUAUCCAUAGCGAGGAAAGCGACUCCCCAAUGAAGUGGGCGGCUGAAGGUGAAGCUGUAUGAUUGUAACUGGAUUUUUUGCUCUUCGGGAUUCGUGUGGAACGUGUUAAUGUAUGGUGUAAUUUACUUCUGCUGGCUAGUUGUGUACUUAUCUAGGUGCAGCAUUACUUUGGUUUAAUGUUGCCUU